GGGGUCCUCGCGGGGGAAAGCCUUUGCGCGCAGUCCCUCGGCAGCCCGAGCCUGCAGCAGCGCCCGGGCGCCGACCCCAGCAGCCCGGCUCUCCCCAGCACCCGCGCUCCGCGCCCCCGGGCGCCGCGGCUCCGCUGAGAGCAGCGCCUCGAGUCCCCGCGCGUGUCUCUGCCCAGGAACAAAACUAUGUCAGGAAUGGAGCUUUGCUAACCCCGAAAACUCCAAGGAGAACCCUAAACUGGUGGAUUGCCGCAGAUGUAAGCACCGUGCAAACAUCUCAAACCAGUUCAGAUGUGUCUGUUUCCUCACAUUGCAGGUCUAUGGAAAUGCAGGAUCUAACCAGCUCGCAUAGCCGUCUGAGUGGUAGUAGUGAAUCCCCCAGUGGGCCCAAACUCGAUAAUUCUCAUAUAAAUAGUAAUUCCAUGACUCCCAAUGGCACCGAAGUUAAAACAGAGCCAAUGAGCAGCAGUGAAAUAGCUUCAACUACAGCAGACGGGUCUUUAGACAAUUUCUCAGGUUCAGCAAUCGGGAGCAGCAGCUUCAGUCCAAGGCCAGCUCACCAGUUCUCUCCACCACAGAUUUAUCCUUCCAACAGACCAUACCCACAUAUUCUCCCUACCCCUUCCUCACAAACUAUGGCUGCAUAUGGGCAAACACAGUUUACCACAGGAAUGCAGCAAGCCACAGCCUACGCCACGUACCCACAGCCAGGACAGCCGUACGGAAUUUCCUCCUAUGGUACAUUGUGGGCAGGCAUCAAGACAGAAGGUGGACUGUCUCAGUCUCAGUCAUCUGGACAGACGGGAUUUCUCAGCUAUGGCUCCAGCUUUGGUACCCCGCAACCUGGACAGGCACCAUACAGCUACCAGAUGCAAGGUAGUAGUUUUACAACAUCAUCAGGAUUAUACACAGGAAAUAAUUCACUCACAAAUUCCUCUGGAUUUAACAGUUCUCAGCAGGACUAUCCAGCUUAUUCUAGUUUUGCCCAGGGUCAGUAUGCACAGUAUUAUAACAGCUCACCAUACCCAGCUCAUUACAUGACAAGCAGCAACACCAGCCCAACCACACCAUCCACCAAUGCCACCUACCAACUCCAAGAACCGCCAUCUGGCAUCACGAGUCAAGCCGUCACGGAUCCCACGGCAGAGUACAGUACAAUCCACAGCCCAUCAACACCCAUUAAAGAUUCAGACUCUGAUCGAUUACGCCGAGGUUCAGAUGGGAAAUCACGUGGACGAGGCAGAAGAAACAAUAAUCCCUCACCUCCCCCAGAUUCAGAUCUUGAGAGAGUGUUCAUCUGGGACUUGGAUGAGACAAUCAUCGUUUUCCAUUCCUUGCUGACGGGGUCCUAUGCCAACAGAUACGGGAGGGAUCCACCCACUUCUGUUUCUCUUGGACUGCGAAUGGAAGAAAUGAUUUUCAAUUUGGCGGACACACAUCUGUUUUUCAAUGACUUAGAAGAAUGUGACCAAGUUCAUAUAGAUGAUGUUUCUUCAGAUGACAAUGGACAAGAUCUAAGCACAUAUAACUUUGGAACCGAUGGCUUUCCUGCUGCAGCCACCAGUGCUAAUUUAUGCCUGGCAACUGGGGUCCGGGGUGGCGUGGACUGGAUGAGAAAGCUGGCUUUCCGCUAUAGACGAGUAAAAGAGAUCUACAACAACUACAAGAACAACGUGGGAGGUCUGCUGGGACCAGCUAAGAGGGAAGCCUGGCUUCAGCUGAGAGCCGAGAUUGAAGCAUUGACGGACUCAUGGCUGACACUGGCACUGAAAGCCCUCUCCCUCAUUCACUCCCGGACGAACUGUGUGAAUAUUUUAGUAACUACUACUCAGCUUAUCCCAGCCUUGGCGAAAGUCCUGCUAUAUGGAUUAGGAGUUGUAUUUCCAAUAGAAAAUAUUUACAGUGCUACAAAAAUAGGAAAGGAAAGCUGUUUUGAGAGGAUAAUUCAAAGAUUUGGAAGAAAAGUGGUAUAUGUUGUGAUAGGAGAUGGUGUAGAAGAAGAACAAGGAGCAAAAAAGCACGCUAUGCCCUUCUGGAGGGUCUCCAGUCACUCGGAUCUCAUGGCUCUACAUCACGCCUUGGAACUGGAGUACCUGUAAACAGCCACAUGGCACUUUGAAACUGCACAACUACCCCAUGACCAGCGACAAAUUCAACAGGCCUGAGUCUUGUGUCAGCGCUGGACUCCAGAACUUAGUGAUUUCAACAAAUGGAUGUGCAGCUGCUGCCGGUCUUGACCUCUGCCCCCCCUGGUUAAUGGAGGAACACAUCUAUUUCUUCAGAACAGCUGUUGACUCUAGUACUGUGAAUCCAAUGAAAAUAAGCCAUGAGAAUGUUCUAGCACAGCAUACUAUGUCUUUGCCACACUAACUCCUGGUUCAAACCUGUGAAGAAAGGACCUGCAGACACUUUGGUUUUAGUAUUUCCAAUGUGACAUAAGCAGCUUCUUCAAUACAGCAGACUUGAUUGCACAACAAAGACUGACUUGUGUUUCCUGAAUACCAGUGGAGGAAUUUCUCUCACAAAGGAGGUUUUGCGUUUACUUUUUUGGUAUCUCAUAUCCCGGGUAAUCUCUACAUCUCUACUUAUUUAUGAACAGACUUGUCUUCAAACCAGAUUUGCUGAGGUAUAAUUCUCAUUACCAUACAGUUUGCCCACACAGUCUAUUUUCUUUUUGACAUCAACAAUGACUGAAUGGACAAUAAUGUUAAGAAAUAAAGGAUUUUUUUGCCCCAUUAUAUGGCAAGUACUUUGAAUUUUAGCACAUUGCAAAGUAAAGUAUGUCUAAUUUAAACGUAUAAUAUGUACAUCACUGAGACAAUCAUGUACAGAAAGAAUUUUUGGUGUAAAUUUGUAAUAAUGGAUGAUCUUUUACAUGUUAUUUAGGGAAAUGACAUGGAGAGGUAGUAAUGCCUUGAUAGUGAACCUUGAGGCACUACGUGCACAGACUUGUGUGCAAGUGCCUUAGCUAAGUAUUGGGUAUAAAUAUGUAGAUAAUGGGCUUUUUUUUUAUGUUGUCAAGACCAAAAGCAUGGAUGUCAAGUGUCAAUAAGGAUUUUGUUUUCCAAAUCUUUCCCUCCCCACUCAGUUCUAUCUGAGAUCUUGAAUGCUGUUAGGAGGGCCUUGAUAAAAUAACACAAUAGUUUCUUAACUCAAACAAAAUAAAGUCCUCUUACCA
Perognathus longimembris pacificus (Pacific pocket mouse) is the source of this 3178-nucleotide messenger RNA. It is a transcript of the gene Eya1, whose product is annotated as EYA transcriptional coactivator and phosphatase 1. The record is from RefSeq and is a predicted model, not a curated record. The transcript has 18 exons. Lineage: Eukaryota; Metazoa; Chordata; Mammalia; Rodentia; Heteromyidae. The coding region runs from base 321 to 2099 and encodes 592 amino acids. Gene Ontology annotation, cellular component: nucleus. Gene Ontology annotation, biological process: negative regulation of extrinsic apoptotic signaling pathway in absence of ligand; multicellular organism development; positive regulation of DNA repair. Gene Ontology annotation, molecular function: protein tyrosine phosphatase activity.